UCUCGCAGGGCCGCUGGUCGUCGGCAGCAAUAAUUGUGGUCUAGUGGUUCUAGUUGCGUGCGAAAUCGCGCACCCGGAAGGUUAGCUAGGCGGCCAUUUUCCGCCGUGCCGUGGUGCUGUGCCAGUGUGAUCGAGAAACGAAGGAAUCGGGUCGACACGCGCGUGACUUACAGAGCUGCCGCUGCGGCACUAACUGCUCGAAGUGAGAAACGGUGCGCGAAACGGAGCGACAGUGAAAGUGACGCAGUGAAACUCGCCUCGCGGGACAUCGCUCAAAAAGGUCGCGUUCAAUAGUUUAUCGAGACCGGAGGAGCUGGUGGCGAAUUUUCAAGCCUUCCAUUCGACUCUGGGCAUGGCCGCAGGGUCCGGCAACAACCAAGAUGCCACCGGGCGUAGCUAGCCAGCAAACUCCGAGACAUCAGCUGUCACGGUACGGGCUGCCGGUCCGUGUCACCGUGUCCUAGCUUCGGUACGCGAUGCUUGCAGGCUCGGGAAACCGACGCUGAACACCUUCGCUUACCUCUGUCGCACCGUACCUCAGGCCUACUAUCUUCGCCAUCGUCCAUCGGAUCGAGCCGCAGCAUCAUCCGGUCCGCGGGGUCCAACAUUAUGAUAGAUUCAGUCGUGCGUCGUGUUUCGAGUGUCUGAAGACGACACUUGCACUUUCUGAUGCACUUUCCGGUGAUCCGUUCACCGGAAACCGUGUAGAACUAAUGUGCGUUGUGUGUUCCGAGUGUAUUACUGCAGUGUGUCGUGCGAAUCCGCUUGACGGACGAUAAAAACUGUAACAUGGUGAACUGUUCCAGUCUAAACGAAAGCCUACGGUGCGGAUUUGGCGAGCAUUGUUGAGGAGAGGAUCCGGUAAACAUAUCCUACCCUACCGGGACGACAAUUCUCCGUUCUUUCGCGGUCAGUCCCGCAUCAACACACACACCUGGACCUCUUGGAACCUCCUGGAACCAGCGGGACCGCCACCCAAAGCACCGGACAACACUGUAUGAUGAGAGGACGACGGAUUCCGAUCGCACUACCGAACACUGGUGCACUGUCCCGCAGACGACACACGCUCUACAUCCGUUCCGCCAUCAUUGUAUUCAUUCUGUUUGCGUUUCUACAGUUCCAUGUGAUAAACUAUGACUCCUCCGACGGUGGAUCCAGCGACAGUACCAACUAUUCGACGGCAGCGAUCCUGCAGAUGGUGCCGCCGGUGUUUCAUAAAUAUUUGACCGGAAAGCCCCGCAACGCAACGCACGCUCAAAACGGCACCCACUUCGGUAGCGACGGCCCCCGGGCGGCCAACAUCAGUGAGAUCCUGCGCAUGAUACACCGCUACAACGAGCUGCAGACGGUCCUGAACGAGGACAUCUACGGUCCAUUACAAAAUGAUUCUGUGAUAAUAGUAGUGCAGGUACACAAACGAAUAACUUACUUACGGCACUUAAUUGUAAGUUUGGCCCAGGCAAGAGACAUUUCGCGCACGUUGCUCGUCUUCUCGCACGAUCACUACGAUGACGACAUCAACGAUCUGGUGCAGAGCAUAGACUUCUGCAAAGUGAUGCAGAUUUUCUAUCCCUUCUCGAUACAAACGCAUCCGAGCGAGUUCCCCGGUGCCGAUCCGGGCGAUUGCCCAAGGGAUAUUAAAAAGGAGCAGGCGUUGUUGCGAAAGUGCAACAAUGCACUCCACCCCGACCUGUACGGCCACUACCGGGAGGCCAAGUUCACCCAAACCAAACACCACUGGUGGUGGAAGGCGAAUCGAGUGUUUGACCAGCUGGAAGUCACAAAGUACCACACGGGUAUGGUAGUGUUCCUGGAGGAGGACCACUACGUAGCGGAAGACUUCCUCUACAUCCUGGAGCUGAUGUUCCGGAAGUCGCAGGACCUGUGCCCCAAGUGCAACAUACUGUCGCUGGGCACGUAUCUCAAAACGUUCAACUACUACACGUACAACAAGAAGCACCAGCAACAGCAGAAGCUCCUGCAGCAGCAGCGCCAGCUACAGCAGCAACAGUUGCUGCUAAAGCAGCAACUAAAGCGCCAACAGGAGCAGCAGCAGCAACCGGACCAGCCAGAGUCGGGCCAGCCGCAGGUGACCACCGAAAAGUAUGCAUCGCAGUCGCAGUGGGGCUACCAGGUGCUGCCGACACUGUACUCGAUCUAUCAGAAGGUCGAGGUCACGCCGUGGGUCAGCAGCAAGCACAACAUGGGCAUGGCGUUCAACCGGACCACGUGGUACGAGGUGGUGCGCUGUGGGCGCCACUUUUGCGAGUACGACGACUACAACUGGGACUGGUCGCUGCAGCACGUCUCGCAGCAGUGCCUGAAACAGAAGCUGCACGUGAUGGUCGUGAAGGGGCCCCGGGUGUUCCACAUCGGCGAAUGCGGCGUACACCACAAGAAGAGCAACUGCGAGUCGAACCAGGUGAUAUCGAAGGUGCAGCAGGUACUGAAGGUGGCCCGCGGUUCCCAGCAGCUGUUCCCGCGCUCGAUCUCCCUGACGCAGACGAGCGUGAUCAAGAAGACGAAACUGCGCAAGGGCAACGGUGGCUGGGGCGACCAGCGUGACCAUCAGCUGUGCUUCAACAUGACGCUCGUGGGGAGAUAAUAAACUGAGAGACCCCCCCGAAGCCGAGUCCUUCCACGGCACGCACAUUCCGGUUUGAUUUCGUUCCAUCGGCCCAUUGGUGUGGGCACGACGCAAUACAACGACUAGGAGCCAGGACAGAUGCCGCGUAGGGCGCCACUCGUUGCGGUUGAUCGGUUUAAGAACAGCUAAACCAAAAUAACGUCAGUUGUUAGUUUUGUAGUAAGCAAUGCAAAGAAAUUAGGUUGGUUAGGUUAGGUUGCUUACAAACCGUGUACAUUCUGUUUGAGUUCACGGGCUCAGCCGGCCGGCAGUCGGCUAGGUUUUAACGAACGUUACCAAAAAACUGGCGCUCCACAAGCUGGGGGGGCGCCUUACCAAGACACAAGUAUUAGAGUUAGAUUUUAUAACAGUGUAAGACACACGAACAGUCGAAUCAUCGAAAUCGGGUAGGACGUACCCUCGAGCUAGCUACCAAACUAUUUAAUUUUUUCCUACCGUUGUUAUGUAAUCAGUCAAGCUAGUUCGGUUAUUGAUUGUUAUGGAGACGUUGGACCAAUCCUGGCGCUCGGCAAUCACGGGCGGAGGCGGAGUGUGUAUGGUUUUGAAGUAUCUCAUUAAUUUAUUUCAACUAUAACGGUCGGCCGAACCGCUCGAAAAUACAUUUCAACUGUGUAGUCACCACCGUUCUAGUCGCUCGGGUGUAGAUCUGUUUCCCUUCCGUUACGUUUCGGUUUUCAAUUCACCCCUACCCCACGUUGCAAUAGGGCGUUCGCGUGUAACAGAACCGUGUUAAAAACGUUGAUUUGAGAACGGUGGAUUGAACUGAAAAGCCACAUCGUGACACCCGGGCGCCCGGGUACUGCACUGGCCAGUGCAGUAGAGUAGUGGCUUCGUAACAUCCCGUGUCCCCGUGUUGCCGUAGUAAGUAAGUGUGAUGUUAGGUGUAAUGGUAACGAAAACAAUAAAACUAUGGAAAAAAGCACACACGAAUAAAUAGAACGAAUGUAAAUACAAAC
Anopheles bellator is the source of this 3603-nucleotide messenger RNA. RefSeq names its product alpha-1,6-mannosyl-glycoprotein 2-beta-N-acetylglucosaminyltransferase (gene Mgat2). Gene Ontology annotation, cellular component: Golgi stack; Golgi membrane. Bases 998 to 2605 code for a protein of 535 amino acids. Gene Ontology annotation, biological process: protein N-linked glycosylation; oligosaccharide biosynthetic process. The record is from RefSeq and is a predicted model, not a curated record. NCBI's taxonomy places the organism in Eukaryota, Metazoa, Arthropoda, Insecta, Diptera, Culicidae. Gene Ontology annotation, molecular function: alpha-1,6-mannosylglycoprotein 2-beta-N-acetylglucosaminyltransferase activity. The transcript has 13 exons.